AUGAAAGCAAGAGUCUUUUCUAAGUAUGAAGCUAAGCAAGAAGAACUUGCAGCAAUUGAAAGAGAUCCUAGUCUGAAAGGAAAAACUAGGAAGGAGAUGGGUUUAUUGGAGUUCACCGGUACCCAGAUUAGGUCUAACAUCUGUGGUAUCAAUCUCACUUUCUCUCCAAUUCACUUUAAUGCCUUGCUGGGUUUGAAUAACUCUAGGUUAGUACUGGAUGAUUUUGAGAAGGAUACAAGAUUCAGAGAAGAACUUUUGCACAGGAUGUGCAUUGAUAUGAAGCUGAAGGGAAAGGUUAAAGGUCUGACAGAAGAAUGUAGGGUUCUUUUCAAGAUUAUUUUAUCAACUAUCAGUCCAAGAGUUGGUGGUACUGAUACUAUCUCCUGGCCCCAUCGCCAUCUGAUAUACUUCCUUCUGACUGAGAGGAAAGUCAAUCUGGGUAAAUAUUUCUUUGAGAGGAUUUGUGAAGCCAUCUUCUUGAGCAAGUCUCAGUGGAAAACAACCAUUGUUUAUCCUAGACUGCUUUCAGAUCUUCUCUUCCAAGGUCACAUCAUUCAGAAUCUGAAGAAGUUCUACCCAGAACUUGUGACUCAGAAGUUCUCUCCAGAAGUUCUGAAUGCAAGCUUUCUGACAAAGAUGCAUCUCAUCAACACCAAGCUGGUUCAACCUAAACAAGAGUUUAAAGUUAGUCUUGAAGACAGGCUGUAUGUGAAUGGUUAUCCCAUUAUUUCUGAACUAGAUGCUGAAGAAGUUAUUCAAGAUUAUCUGAAGGUUCUUCAAGGUGAAGGUUAUACUGUUGAUAGGAGUAUGGUUCCAAAGGCUCCAGUAAACAUGUAUAGACCUAAGAGGAAACUCAAGCGAAAAGCUGACACUCAGGAUGAACAAAUCAAACCAGAUCUUCUUGCUCAGAAGAAAGUUAAGGUGGAGAAAACUCUUGAUGAGCAAAGAACUAAGAAAAAGCAUAAAGCUGCUGCUGGUAAAUCUGCUGAAGCAUCGUCCAAAAUGCCAAUUAAUCUUGAUGAGGAGGAGAGUGAUUCAGAUGAGACUCAAUCUGAUGACGAAACUGAAUCUGAUGAAGAAACUCUUGGUGCCAGGCUGCGUAAGAGACAAGUUCCUGAUCCUAAAGAAGCAGAUGUUGUUAUCAUUGACAAUCCUGCUAAUGAAUCACCAAAACACUCUCCCAUUCCCAAUAUCUCACCUUCACCCUCUGACCUAUUUGGUAACCUCUCCAAUCAGCUUUAUGAUGAUCUACUUAGGUUGUCAAAUAUUAAAGACAGGUUCUUGGUUUGUCCCUUUGAUGUGGAUAUGGAGGUAUCACUUCUCAAGGCCAAAAUCUGCAAUGUUGUGGAUGCAGUUGGUGAGGAGAUAAAGUCUGUUAUUGGUAAACGAGAUAUGGACGUGGUUCAUCUGAUGAAGGAAAGUUUAGCACGAGCUGGUUUGAAACGGUUAACUAUGUACAGUCAUGAAGAGAAUGAGCGUGCUAAGUUUGCUGUUGUGUCUGCUGCUGUGAUGCGUCUGACUGCCUUUAAGGAUUGCUGGGUUGAUUCCAAACUUUUCAAGAGCCUUGAAGAUCAGAGGAUUGAAAAUGAACGAUUGGCUGAAGCUGCUGCAAGGAUUGCCCAACAAGCUGAUGAGCUGAACCAAGAGGAUGCUCCGGAUGCUGAUGUUCUUAUGAUUGAUUAUCAAGAGGAUGGUGAACCCUCCUCUGAUAAAGGAAAAGCUCCUAUGGAUUCAGAUCAGCUAAGGGUUCUUCAGGAUGCAUUGAGGCAACAACAAGAAGCUCUUGAGAGGCACCGAUCAAAUCAUCAGAUUCUAGAGUCCAAGGUGGAUAAGCUUGACUCCAAAGUGGACUCCUUGAACGACAAAUUUGACAUCCUCUUAGCUUUUCUUCAAAAACCCUAG
Molecule: messenger RNA, 1902 nt
Organism: Trifolium pratense (red clover)
Lineage: Eukaryota; Viridiplantae; Streptophyta; Magnoliopsida; Fabales; Fabaceae
Exons: 2
Coding region: 1-1902 (633 amino acids)
Source: RefSeq, a predicted model, not a curated record